ACAGAAAAUAAGCACAGCGAUCCGGAUUGCGAAUACAAGAUACUCUGGAUGUACUGGAUGUACAGUAGAGGCUGUACGAACCUCUCAUUGGAGUCCAAGUACCCCACUUUUCCAGGGCUAUCAAGCGGGGAUGCCAUAAAGUUCAUCACGGUGCGAUCCUCAGUUUCGUGGAGGCAAUCGGCGCGUAGAAGGCGAUCCCGGCGUACCGCACCUAGGAGCAAUUAAUAAAAUUGAAAACGGUUACAUAUACUGUAAUAUAAUGAGCGUUUGCAUAAUUGGGGCCGGAACCGCGGGUCUUUGCUGUGCCCGCCACUCGAUUGAGAAUGGGUUCCAGACGACUGUGUUCGAGCUAUCUGAUCGAAUCGGCGGAACCUGGGUUUACAAUGAGGCCACAGGCGUGGUCAAUGGCAUCGAUGUCCACAGCAGCAUGUACAAAAACCUACGAACAAAUUUGCCCAAGGAGGUAAUGGGCUUUCCGGACUUUGAGAUCGCUGAAAACGAGGCUUCCUAUGUGAGAUCCGACGAGAUCUGCGAUUUCCUGAACCAAUACGCGGACCAUUUCGAACUGAAGAAGCACAUCAAGUUCAAUACCUAUGUUAUUCGGGUGUUGCAAAGGAAAACAAAGUGGCAAGUGCUCUUCAAAGAUUUGGUUACAAACAAAAUAGGGUUCCAGUACUUCGACAAGGUUUUGGUGGCCAAUGGCCACUACCACACCCCAAACUAUAGCCCAAUUCCGAGUAUGGAUAGGUUUAGGGGCGAGUUCUUGCACAGCCACGAUUUCAGAAGUAGGGAGGUUUUCGAGGGUAAAUCCGUUCUGGUCAUUGGAGCUGGUCCCAGUGGGAUGGACCUGUCUAACAUCAUUUCCCGAUCCGCGAAUCGGGUCACUAUAAGUCACCACUUGACCGACAUCGGCCAACAUAUAUUCUUCGACAACGUCCAGCAGAAGCCCGAUGUUCGGGAGCUCGAUGAGAAGGGGGCCUUCUUCGUGGACGGAUCCUACGAGGAGUUCGACACCGUCUUCUUUUGCACGGGCUACAAGUACGCCUUUCCCUUCCUGACCGUCGACUCGGGCAUCCAUGUGGAGGACAACUUCGUCCAGGAGCUGUACAAGCAGUGCAUCAACAUCAGGAACCCUUCCAUGGCUCUGAUCGGACUGCCGUUUUACGUCUGUGCCGCCCAAAUGAUGGACAUCCAAGCGAGAUUCAUCAUGAGCUACUUCACGGGAGCCAACGAACUGCCGUCCACCGAGGAUAUGCUCAAGGAUACCCAAGAUAAGAUGGGCAAACUUUGGGAGGAGGGACUAAGGAAACGCCAUGCCCACAUGCUGGGUCCCAGACAAAUCGACUAUUUCACGGACUUGUCGAAAACGGCAGGAAUUAAGAACAUCAAGCCUGUAAUGACCAAGUUGCACAACGAAAGCAGCAAGUGCUUCAAUGAGAACUUGCUCCACUUCCGCGAGGACAAUUUUGCGAUCCUGGAUGACGAAACAUUCAUUAAGCUCAAUUAGAUCCUGAGUGAACCUGAAUGACCAACCAAUCAACCAAUCAAUCACAAGAAUCAGGUUUAAAAACAGGUAUUUUUCCACUUAACUUUGCUUUGAAAUAAAUGGCAUAUCUAAAACUUGUACUCUAUGACGGCAUAGUUUGAAUAAAUGAACUUUUAUGCUCGA
Molecule: messenger RNA, 1669 nt
Organism: Drosophila erecta
Lineage: Eukaryota; Metazoa; Arthropoda; Insecta; Diptera; Drosophilidae
Gene: Fmo-1
Product: senecionine N-oxygenase
Exons: 6
Coding region: 260-1507 (415 amino acids)
Molecular function (GO): N,N-dimethylaniline monooxygenase activity; flavin adenine dinucleotide binding; NADP binding
Source: RefSeq, a predicted model, not a curated record